Sitophilus oryzae (rice weevil) is the source of this 1351-nucleotide messenger RNA. RefSeq names its product testis-specific serine/threonine-protein kinase 2 (gene Tssk). Gene Ontology annotation, biological process: microtubule cytoskeleton organization; intracellular signal transduction; protein phosphorylation. Gene Ontology annotation, cellular component: cytoplasm. The transcript is spliced from 2 exons. NCBI's taxonomy places the organism in Eukaryota, Metazoa, Arthropoda, Insecta, Coleoptera, Curculionidae. Bases 222 to 1265 code for a protein of 347 amino acids. The record is from RefSeq and is a predicted model, not a curated record. Gene Ontology annotation, molecular function: tau-protein kinase activity; ATP binding; protein serine/threonine kinase activity.
UUGACGUUACGGGUUGAGACAUAUCCUCCUGUCAAAUCGUAUGCCAAACCGAAACCAAAUUUUCGUACGACAAAGUCAAUAUGGUAAACUGGGUACAAAACUAAAGAAAAUUCCAUGUUAAAGAAAACCCGGGGGCAUUAACACAACGUUAUCUGAAUGGGUAAUACGAGCAAAUUAAAAGUUAGAAGCGCUAAAUAAGGAGGAAUCGUUUAUUUAUUCACAUGGCUGCUCGAUUGAGCCCGAGAAAUUCCGAAGUGAACGCAUUAGAACAGAGGGGCUACCUAAUCGGGAAGAAGAUUGGUCAGGGCUCGUACGCCACUGUGCACCUGGCCGACUAUGUCGACAACACUGGACCGAAGAAGAUGCGCCUGGCCUGCAAGAUAUUCGACAAAGAGAAGGCGCCCAAAGAUUUCUUGGAGAAGUUUUUUCCGAGAGAGUUGGAAAUACUGACGAAGAUCGAGAAUCCGCACAUCAUCCAGGUGCACAGCAUUUUGCAGAGGGGACCUAGGGUGUUUAUUUUCAUGAGAUAUGCCGAUAACGGUGAUUUACUAGACUUCAUAAAGCGAAACGGGGUAGUACCCGAGCAACAAGCAAAAAUAUGGUUCCGUCAAAUGGCCAGCGGACUACACUAUCUCCACGGCAAAAACAUCGCCCACAGAGACUUGAAGUGCGAAAAUAUCCUCCUCAGCAGAAAAUUCAACGUAAAACUCGCUGACUUUGGUUUUGCGCGAUUCUGCGUCGACUCUGACAACAGAAGAAUUCUCAGCCAAACAUACUGUGGUUCCGCAGCUUACGCCGCACCAGAAGUAGUCAAUGGGACUCCAUACAACCCUAAACUGUCAGAUGUUUGGUCCCUGGGGAUUAUACUGUUUAUAAUGCUCAACGCUUCCAUGCCCUUCGACGAUUCAAACUUGAGGAAGCUGCUAAAAGAUCAGAUGACAAAAAAUUGGGUGUUUAGGUCGCGCGUGAGGGAAACUUUGUCCUCUAGCGCGAAAUCUCUGGUAAGGCACCUUCUGGAACCGGAUUUGACGUUGCGUUUGACGCUGGAUCGCGUAAUGCAACACGAAUGGCUAAGAAUAAGGAAGGAUAGACCGUCCUCGCUGAUCGGAAGGCUAGUUCACUCGGCUCCUCACGGCCAAACGGCGGGACAAUCAGGGGUGGUUGCGGGGGAGUACCGCGAAACUGAAACGGUACCGGGGGAUUUCAAGAAUCCCGACAUCAAAAAGAGCGAAAUGAAGAUCAAUCUGAACGAGAAUAUGUCUUGAAAAUUGACAAGUUAUUGUCUUUUCAUAGGUCAUAGGGAUUUAUUUAAAAUUUUAGCUGUAAAAUAAACUGUAUAUUAAAAAAAAAU